UUAGAUGCUACUUAUAGUAAUAGUGAUGGUGCGAUCAGUUGAUACCAUAGUGAUGGUGUAAUCAGUUGUUUAAUUAGUUGAGUUCAAGAUAGAGAGAUUAAAAACUAGAAGUUUUAAACAAGACGAAAUACUUAUUUGAGAAAAUGUUUACUUCUUAUGAUAUUAAAAGACUUACUGAAGCUGCCAAUUUGCCAGAGUUUGAAGAUAAAAAUAUUCUCUAUCCACUUCUUUCGAAAGCUGAACGAAAGAAUAUUCUUAAAAAUAACAAAAAUCUGGUGAAUAGACAGAUUGCUGCUUCUGUAGAAAUUCAAAGAAUAUGGAGAGGUUACAGAACAAGAAAACUAAUUUUCUCAUUAGUUGGUUCUGAUUCUAAUGUUUCUUAUGGAUCUCUAUCAACUAAAAGUUUAUCUGAAGAAAUAGCUGUUUCUGAAGUGGUUUUAACAAAUAGAUUAUCAAAUGACAGUCAAAUGAAUGCGCCACAGGUAAAAUUGAAUUAUAAACUUAAUGAUGAGAUUUUUCAUAAUGACAUCAGUUCAGAGGAAUAUAAACUUCUAUCUUUCCAAAGUUUUUGUGCUUAUGUAAUUCAAAAGUGGUGGCGUGAAAAGAUUUCAAAAAAAAAAACAAUUGAAAAGGAAGCCUUACAAACUGCAGAAAAAAAUAGGUUACUUAAUGCCACCAGAGCUGCUCAAAUUAUUCAAAAGACUUGGAGAGCUUAUGUUGAUUUGAGAGUUUUUAGAUAUUUAAAAGAUUUAAUUGAUUUUCGUAAUAAAGGAGAUGGAAGAUUCAUGAUGAAGUUUAUCAAUCCAAGAGAGGCAGCUCUGAUUGAUAACUCUAUUGGCAUGCAUGUUCGAUUUCGAUUUGGCGGAGUCACAUUUCCUCCAUGUAUCUAUUAUAAAAUUUUCACAAAUAAUGUUGCUGAUGUUUGUUCGUUUUCACCAAGAAAUUAUAAAGAUUAUUAUACUUCUCCUAUUCCUGUAAAAUUUAUUCAUAGUAAACAAAUAGAUACUAACUGUUGUCAUGAAUCUAAAGACGGUUGGUAUAGACGGUUUGAAAACAAUGGCUGGAGACCAGUUGUAGAUAAUAUUUUGCUGUCGUUAAAGCAAAAUGAAAUUUUGCAAGAAAAAUCUUGUCAAAAAUUUAUUUUCUCUCAUGAAAAGAUAGUAAGGAAACAAGAAGUUGCUAUAAAACGCAGGAACAAAAAAAUUAAGUGGAUGAAAAAAUUGUACAUGAUGGGUGUUUUGAAACCAAAAUGCGAAACUGAAACCAAUCUAGAUGAUAAUAUAUGUGAACAAAAUAAUAACAACAAGAUGAUAGAUGGAAAAAAAGGUUGUCAAAUUGAAGAUCUUGAUGAUGAUCUUGAAGAUCUCUUGCAAUGGACAACUGCUUUAGAUUAUGAAAGAUAUGUUGAAGAUUGGCAUUUCUAUGGAACUUCUUUUAUUCAAGAUAAAUUUUAUGAUUCAAGCGAUGAUCCUUUAUCUUAAGAAGUGUUCACGAAGUUAUUUGCGAAGCCGGGUUUUUUUUUUACAAUUUUUUUUUAAAGUUUAAAGAUGGAUACUAAGUUCUCUUUUUUAUCUGUUAUUAACACUUUAUAGUUUGUUUUUUUUUCAUUAAUAUAUUUAAAUAAAAUUAUGAACUGUUUACAGACAAUAAUGAACUUAUUAAGUUAUUGAUAUUUUUGGUUUUAAAUAGUCAAUAAAUAAACACUAUCUAAAUAUAUUCCUUUUUUAUAAAAAAAAAAUAUUUCUCUAAAUUGCGAACUUUUGCGAUUUAUAGUCUUGAUGAUAUUUUUACACUUUUUUAUGAUUGCUUAAUGAUUGCUUAAUGAUUGUUUAUUGAUGAUGUUAACUAACCGUUUAUACGAUUUUAAUCGUGACUAAAAUCUGCCCAAAUUAAAAACACCAGUUUAUGUA
Messenger RNA from Hydra vulgaris (swiftwater hydra), 1910 nucleotides. RefSeq names its product protein MFI. Lineage: Eukaryota; Metazoa; Cnidaria; Hydrozoa; Anthoathecata; Hydridae. The record is from RefSeq and is a predicted model, not a curated record. Gene Ontology annotation, molecular function: protein binding.